AUGGCCCUCAACUCCAUAGCCAAGUUUAGCUUCAGCUGGGUGAAUAAUUAUAAUUCAGCAAAAUCCCAUUUGGGUUUUGGCUCUAACAAGCCUAUUUGUGUCGCUUUUGUUAAGAAAUCAGUGAUCAGGCCCAGUAAAAGGACUUACCUUUUUUCAGUUUCUGCCAUGGGCUCUUCAUCUUCUUCACAGAAUCAAGAAAGCAUUCAAGAUUCAGCGAACAUGAAUUUCAGAUCUAUAAGCGAUGAAGAGUGGAGGAAAAGGCUCACUGAUCAACAGUAUUAUGUUACUCGGCAAAAAGGCACUGAGAGGGCUUUUACUGGAGAAUAUUGGAACACCAAAACCCCUGGGACUUACCAUUGCAUUUGUUGCGACACUCCAUUGUUCGAUGCUUCUCUUAAGCUGAAACCAAAAUAA
Molecule: messenger RNA, 414 nt
Organism: Striga asiatica
Lineage: Eukaryota; Viridiplantae; Streptophyta; Magnoliopsida; Lamiales; Orobanchaceae
Source: the annotation of a GenBank genome assembly